Messenger RNA from Anopheles nili, 1527 nucleotides. RefSeq names its product probable cytochrome P450 305a1. NCBI's taxonomy places the organism in Eukaryota, Metazoa, Arthropoda, Insecta, Diptera, Culicidae. Gene Ontology annotation, biological process: xenobiotic metabolic process. Bases 1 to 1527 code for a protein of 508 amino acids. Gene Ontology annotation, cellular component: intracellular membrane-bounded organelle; cytoplasm. The transcript has 3 exons. The record is from RefSeq and is a predicted model, not a curated record. Gene Ontology annotation, molecular function: iron ion binding; oxidoreductase activity, acting on paired donors, with incorporation or reduction of molecular oxygen, reduced flavin or flavoprotein as one donor, and incorporation of one atom of oxygen; heme binding.
AUGAUCACGCUGGUAUUAGCAGCUCUGGCGGUGUUCCUGUUGGUGGUUUUUCUCGUGAAAGAACUAUACCGCCCUGCAAACUAUCCACCUGGUCCAAGAUGGCUGCCGAUCGUGGGCAACACGCCGAUGAUACGCAAAAUGGCGGCCCAAAAUGGUGGCUUGCUGAUCAACGUGUGUGACAAGCUGGCCGAAUCCUACCGCAGCAGCGUUAUUGGGCUGAAACUUGGCCGUGAGCGUGUUGUAGUUGGCCUCGGGUAUGAAGAUGUAAAGGAGAUCCUGACAAACGACGCGUUCCAGGGCAGACCGGACAAUUUCUUCAUCCGUUUGCGAACGAUGGGAACGAGGCUUGGGAUCACCUGCACCGAUGGACCAUUCUGGAGCGAACAACGAGGCUUCGUUUCACGACACCUACGUCAAGUCGGUUACGGACGUCAGGAGAUGCACGCUCAGAUUCAAACCGAACUCUCCGAGCUGGUGGACGUCCUUCAAAGCCACGGCAGUCAACCACUUUGGCCCGGUUCGAUCCUUGCCAUCAGCGUCAUCAACGUGCUGUGGACAUUCGUUACCGGUGCUCGAGUACCCCGGGAGGACGAUCGACUACAGCGGUUGUUGCAGUUGUUGCGGGAACGCUCGACCGUCUUCGAUAUGUCCGGCGGUACGCUAAACCAACUGCCGUGGUUGCGCUUUAUCGCACCCGAAUGGAGCGGUUACAACCUGGUUAGACGCUUUAACGCCGAGCUGAACAAGUUCUUCACCCCAACGAUCGAGGAGCAUCAUGCGAGCUACACGGAGGAGAAAGCCAACGAUGAUCUGAUCUACUCGUACAUCAAGGAGAUGCGCGAACGCAAGGACACACCGGAAACGAACUUCACGGAUCUUCAGCUGACGAUGAUCAUCCUCGACAUUUUUAUUGCGGGUGGUCAAACGACGAGUACCACGCUCGAUCUCGCUUUUAUGAUGAUGAUCUUCCGCCCAGACGUCCAGCAUAAGGUUCACGAGGAAAUCGACACUCAGCUGGCGCUGGAAGCCGUUCCACAUUACGACGAUCGCCUUAAACUCCCCUACGUGGAAGCGUUUCUGCUAGAGAUCCAGCGCUUCUUCAGCAUUGCUCCACUGAACGGUCCAAGGCGUACCGUUACCGAUUGUACGCUCGGUGGAUAUCGCGUACCAAAGGACACCACGGUUCUGAUGGGAUUGCGCAACGUCCACAUGGACCCGGAGCAUUGGGGUGACCCGGAAGUGUUCCGUCCGGAGCGCUUCCUCGACGCAGAUCGGCAGAUCGUCAACACCGAGCGGAUGGUUCCGUUUGGGAUGGGAAAGCGACGUUGCCUCGGGGAAACACUGGCCCGUUUCUGUCUGUUUACGUUCUUUGUUGGGGUGAUGAAGCGAUUCUGCCUAGUGCGACCGGAAAAGGACGCAGAUGAUAUGGCUCCGUCGAUGACAUUGAAACCGGGCAUAACGCUUUCGGCUAAACCGUACAAUGUCGUUUUCCAGCCUAGAAAGACAGCAGAGCGCCUGGGAGAAUGA